GCGGACUCCGCUGCUCUGAGGGCAUUGACACUCACAGGCGCCCAACCAAGUUGCAUGACAAAACUCUGCAGCUCGUCCUACGAAAAAAGGAAACAGCUUGCUUUUUUUUCUUCUGCUAUUUAUUCAUGGAUAGUGAAAUGAACAUUGUUUUGCGGUCCUGGUAGGCGGCAAGGCAGUCUUGACUUUGACACACACGGUCAAACAUGCCAGUCCUUGGUGUUAAACAUCUCAUACUUAUCCAGUGGGUUGCGCCUCGUGCCUCGCUGUCCUCAGUAUCCAGCCAGAACUUCCUGCGACUUAAAUGCAGUCAGUCAUCACGAUAAUUUUUCUCCUGCCUUUAAAGUUUUGCUUUGCUUUCCAUAAGUAUUUUCAGGCUUUUAAAAUUUUCUUUUCUGUGUGGGGGAGGGAUCACUGAAUUAAAAUUCACGUUAUCGUUAAAUUUAGCAGGGGGAGCACCAGCUGGUAAUCGUGAUGAAUCUACUUGUUCGCAUUGGUUCCAGAGCAUUGAAGAGUGCUUCCACCAUUGGUCCAAGCAAUCUUCAGCGGUGAUCCAGAGGAGAUACGGAUGCUCAUCUACAAAACGGAAGAUGUGAAUGCUCUGGAUUCUGAGAAGCGAACCCCGCUUCACGUGGCUGCGUUUCUGGGAGAUGCAGAGAUCAUUGAACUCCUGAUUCUGUCAGGAGCUCGUGUGAAUGCCAAGGACAACAUGUGGCUGACCCCGCUGCACCGGGCUGUUGCCUCCAGAAGUGAAGAAGCAGUGCAAGUGUUGAUUAAGCACUCGGCUGACGUCAAUGCGAGGGACAAGAACUGGCAGACCCCGCUCCACGUGGCAGCAGCCAAUAAGGCUGUCAAGUGUGCAGAAGUCAUCAUUCCCCUGCUGAGCAGCGUCAAUGUCUCUGACCGAGGGGGACGCACAGCCUUGCACCACGCCGCUCUGAAUGGCCAUGUGGAGAUGGUUAAUUUACUCUUGGCCAAAGGGGCAAACAUCAAUGCGUUUGACAAGAAGGACCGGCGUGCUCUGCACUGGGCAGCUUAUAUGGGCCACCUGGACGUUGUGGCUUUGCUCGUUAACCACGGCGCGGAAGUGACGUGUAAGGAUAAGAAGGGCUACACGCCCCUGCAUGCCGCGGCCUCCAAUGGGCAGAUCGGCGUUGUCAAGCAUCUCCUGAAUCUGGGGGUGGAGAUUGAUGAAAUCAACGUGUAUGGAAACACGGCCCUCCACCUGGCCUGCUACAACGGGCAGGAUGCUGUAGUCAACGAGCUGACCGACUACGGUGCUAAUGUGAACCAGCCCAAUACCAGCGGGUUCACCCCGUUGCAUUUUGCUGCUGCCUCCACACACGGUGCUUUGUGUCUUGAACUAUUAGUAAACAACGGGGCGGAUGUUAACAUUCAGAGUAAAGAUGGUAAAAGUCCUCUGCACAUGACAGCUGUCCACGGAAGGUUCACACGGUCACAAACCCUCAUUCAGAAUGGAGGUGAAAUUGACUGUGUGGAUAAGGAUGGCAACACUCCUCUCCAUGUGGCUGCAAGAUACGGUCAUGAACUUUUGAUUAACACCUUAAUAACCAGUGGAGCUGACACAGCCAAGUGUGGAGUCCAUAGCAUGUUCCCCUUACAUUUAGCUGCCCUCAAUGCUCACUCUGACUGCUGCAGAAAGUUAUUGUCAUCGGGACAAAAGUAUAGCAUAGUAUCCUUGUUUAGUAAUGAGCACGUGCUGUCUGCAGGCUUUGAAAUAGACACCCCAGAUAAAUUUGGAAGAACGUGCCUUCACGCUGCUGCUGCAGGAGGUAAUGUGGAAUGUAUAAAACUCUUGCAGAGCAGCGGAGCAGAUUUCCAUAAAAAGGACAAGUGUGGGAGGACCCCUCUGCACUAUGCAGCUGCAAAUUGUCAUUUCCACUGUAUUGAGACAUUAGUGACCACAGGGGCCAGUGUUAAUGAAACCGAUGACUGGGGCCGCACCGCUUUGCACUAUGCUGCUGCAUCAGACAUGGAUAGAAAUAAGACUAUCUUAGGAAACGCCCAUGAAAAUUCUGAAGAACUUGAAAGAGACAGAGAGCUGAAAGAAAAGGAAGCUGCAUUAUGUCUAGAGUUUCUGCUUCAACAUGAUGCAAAUGCAUCUAUCCGGGACAAGGAAGGCUACAAUAGCAUACAUUAUGCUGCUGCCUAUGGCCACAGACAAUGUCUGGAAUUGCUUUUGGAAAGAACCAACAGUGUUUUUGAAGAGUCAGAUGCUGGUGCUACCAAGAGUCCGCUCCACUUAGCUGCCUACAAUGGGCACCACCAGGCCUUGGAAGUCCUCCUGCAGUCGCUGGUGGACCUGGACAUCAGGGAUGAGAAAGGCCGCACUGCUCUGGAUCUGGCUGCCUUUAAGGGACACACAGAGUGUGUGGAAGCGCUUAUUAAUCAGGGUGCAUCCAUCUUUGUGAAAGACAAUGUAACCAAAAGAACCCCACUUCAUGCCUCAGUAAUUAAUGGUCACACACUGUGUUUGCGGCUAUUACUAGAAAUUGCAGACAACCCAGAAGUGGUUGACGUGAAAGAUGCCAAAGGACAAACCCCACUGAUGCUUGCAGUAGCAUAUGGACACAUUGAUGCUGUUUCGUUGUUACUUGAAAAGGAAGCAAAUGUGGAUGCUGUUGACAUCAUGGGCUGCACAGCUUUACACAGAGGGAUUAUGACAGGCCAUGAGGAAUGUGUGCAAAUGCUGCUGGAACAAGAAGUGUCGAUUCUGUGUAAAGACUCCAGAGGGAGGACACCCUUGCACUAUGCGGCUGCUCGUGGCCACGCCACGUGGCUGAGUGAGCUGCUGCAGAUAGCACUUUCCGAGGAGGACUGUUCUUUCAAAGAUAACCAGGGCUACACGCCGCUGCACUGGGCUUGUUACAAUGGUAAUGAAAACUGCAUAGAGGUACUUUUGGAGCAAAAAUGUUUUCGAAAAUUUACUGGUAAUCCCUUCACUCCACUGCACUGUGCAAUAAUAAAUGAUCAUGAGAAUUGUGCAUCAUUGCUACUUGGGGCCAUAGAUUCCAGUAUUGUCAAUUGUAGAGAUGACAAAGGCAGGACACCACUUCAUGCAGCAGCAUUUGCUGAUCAUGUGGAGUGCUUGCAGCUUCUUCUGAGACACAACGCUCAAGUGAACGCAACAGACAAUUCAGGGAAAACAGCACUGAUGAUGGCUGCUGAGAACGGGCAGGCCAGCGCUGUGGAUAUUUUGGUGAACAGUGCCCAGGCUGACCUGGCUGUAAAGGAUAAGGACUUGAACACACCCUUACAUUUGGCUAGUAGUAAAGGUCACGAAAAAUGUGCCUUGUUAAUACUUGACAAGAUACAAGACGAGAGCCUUAUUAACGCAAAAAACAAUGCACUGCAGACACCCCUCCACGUUGCUGCACGCAAUGGCUUGAAGGUAGUCGUUGAGGAGCUGCUAGCCAAAGGGGCUUGCGUACUUGCUGUAGAUGAAAACGGUCAUACCCCGGCCCUGGCUUGCGCUCCUAACAAAGACGUGGCUGACUGCCUGGCCCUCAUUCUGGCUACCAUGAUGACUUUUUCUCCUUCCAGUACCAUGACGGCUGUCAACUUCGUUUGUUUUAAAAAAGACAGUUUGAGCAGGACGACCCUCUCCAACCUGGGUAGCAUGGUUAGCCUGUGCAGUAACAACGUAGGCUCGGAGGAUGGGUACAAUGAAAAUGAUUCUGAUUCGGAAACGUUUUGACUUUGGACCGUAGAAGCUUUUCCUUGAUCACCCAUGUUGGAGGAAGGGAAAGAAGCUUGAAUUCCAGGUUUAUGUUGUGUUCAAGUAUUAUUAUGGGCCCGAGCUUCCAGAAGCCAGUAGAGAAGGAAUUAAUUAAACCGAGGGAAGGCAGCUAGGCUGUAGGGCAAAGCACUCACACAGAUGGGCCUCGAUUUUGCUUUGUUUCAUAUUUUCCUUAGAUCUGAGAUACUUCUGUGAAAGUCUACCUCUCAUUUUAAGUAAGGAAUAAAAAAAAUGCAUUUAAUUCUUUUUCUUUGUGGAUAGUGCAACUGAGAGGGAACUGGUCUCUAAAAGAUUUUUUUUCGUGUACUCACUCGGCGGUGAGUUCUCAGAAGUGUAUCAAUAUGAUAUUCAUGUCCCCCAGGAGGGGAGGGAAUGGCUGGGUAGGAAAUGCCUCAAACCUCUUCUCACUUUGAUGUUUACUUCCUUACUAGAAGCCAAAGGUAGAGGUGUUCAUCUUCAGAAAUAAUGCCUUCAUCUUCAGAAAUAAUCUUUUUAAAGGAGUCCAAUUAUUCAUAUCCUAUCUAUAGUAAGCACUUAAAUAUCCAGAACUUCUUUUUGAGGAUUUUUGUUAAAGUUGCCAGAUGAAGGGAAAAGUUCACGGAAAUUGAACUUGCUUUCUUCGUUUAACAUAAAGGUAGCACUCAGUGGUCCCCAUAACAAGCCUGUGACUAAUUUUCACCCGAGUGAUCGAACCCAAAUCGCUCCAGUAACAUUUCAGGUGAAAAUUAUAUUGCACCAAAACUUUGAGACAUAAUGCAAAUAUAAUAUGAAACUACCCUUUAUUAAUUUGUCUGUAAAUCAAAAUACCAACUUUAUGAAAACAUAAGAACCAUCAGUAUUGUUCAUCAGUAGUAAAAUGUUAAACGAGCUUCUCGGUCAAAGUCAUGCCCCAGUGAGUGGAAGUGUGACUCCAAAAGGGAACAAAGUGAAAGCACGAUGUAGAAAUGGGCAAUGUGGAAAUUAAGGCCAAUUAAAGUUGCUUGAUGAUGAAGUCACCGUAGUGAAUACUGUGUCUGCUCCCUCUGCCAAAGCUUCUAGGUCAAAUGGACCCCGUUCCACACCUGGAAUAGCUGUACAAAAAGAAGAAUGAGACUUUUUAGAUUAUGCACAUACACAUGCACACGUAUAUGUAUGUAUUUAUAUAUAUAUGUCUGUAGUUCGUCAACCAGCUAUCCACGAGGACCAAAAUGCUUCAGUCUAAAAUGGAAGAUUUAAAUUGUUUUCCUUCGAAGUGGAAGUGAGAACUGAAAUAGCUUUUCUAUGGAGUUAAAAUGUAAUCUUUUUGCGUAACAGUCUUUGUUCUGUUUUAUAUUUCUUAUGACACAGAUUUCUAGUUGAUGGCUUAACAUUUGUAACUGAUAAUGUGUUGACUACAAGCUUAUUUUUUUGCCAAACUAGAGAAAAUGUUCAUAUACUUUUGAUGUAAAUGUGUUUGUAUUUAUUUGAAAUGAAACAAAUGCCGAGGAAACAUCCAUUGUUUGUUCUCUGUUUUAAUUCCUACUUGUCUUACUUGGAAUCAUGAAAAAGCCGGAAAAUACACAGGACUCUCCCUGGGCUGGCCCUCAGUCCUGGGGCCAAGCCCAGCAGCAUUUCCACUCCUAAGGUUUCCAGCCAGCCCUCAGGUUCUUCCACGUCGGUCGGAAAGGGGUAAAACAUCAGUGGCUCAGCCCGUGUGUAGCCAGCUCAGAGCUUAAAAGACACUGCAGUCCUGUGAUCUUCUGCGAGAUGAAAACUGAAGUGUGUACUGGAUCAUAUGCCCAAAAGUGGCCCAAAGAAAGAUAUAGAAAUUAUCCUGAAUGCGCUGAAAAAUCUCACAUGAUCCCAGCAACCUAAUGGGAAACUAUGUCAGUGCGUGGGCACAUGUACCAAGAAGAGAAAUAAAAACCACCAGCUCAUGCUAUUUUCCACUUGAGGAAGAGACAGGAAAGAAACAUGUUGCAUUAAGGUAGUGCUCUCCGACAUUUUAUAAUCGAUUCCAUUUUCACCCUGAAAAUUUCUAUCUUAUAAUAUAUGUGAGAUAUUUUUAAAACAGUGUUCUAUCAUGUCUGGAUCAAAUACAGAUACUGUAUUAUAUAUUUCAUCUAAUUGUAAAAGACUUUAAUCUUACUCUGUAAUAUCCUGGAUUUAAUUAAAAACUCAUGCUGGGUUCUUCACAAAUGAGAACUUGUUCAGAGGACUUCUAAGAACUGGUAUUAAUUUCACUGAAAAAUUUUGACACCACCAUAUUGUUUUUUUAAUUCUUGGUGUUGUGUUCCCCUCCUCCCUCUGUCCUUUCUGUUUGUUUCGAGAAGAUGAGUUUCGAAAAAGUGGAUAAAUUGCUAAUGAGCAGUAAUGACCUUAUCUUUACCAAAACCCUGAAAAUAAGGGAGAUCUAACACUGAAGAAGCACGAUAUACUGCGGAGUCUUUUUCUAGAAGUGAAUGGAAAUCUUGCUCAGUUGGCAUUUAAAGCAGGAUAUGCGAUGCCUGCUUUAAUGGUGAAGCAGCAUUAACAUUUUUCCCCGGAGAGUAGCACAGAGAACAAGAAACAUUGCGGCAAAACAGUGGCAGCCACGCGACAUUAUCUCCACGGAGCUGCGUUCUGACUUCUCCCCACUCUUUCACUGCUAGAAAGAAGGAAGACAAAGGAACAAAAUGAAAUCAUGCUAUGAAUUGUUCACUGAAUCCAUCUCUCGCCCCCGCUCUCUUUCUCCCUCUUCCCCAGACCAAUUCUUUUCCUUUAAGAAACGACUUUAAAAACUAUGAGUUCUGCUUUUCACAUACAUCUCUUAGAAAUAAAGCUAGAUUUUCCACAUAGCUUUCUAAGAAAAACAAAAACAGAAAACAUUGUGCUUUUACCUUAAUGUGUUCUUUUUAGACUGUAUUUUAACCACAGCCACGGGGAUCAUGUUUCAUCGCACUUACCUAUUCGCCGGUGUCUGCCUAUCCUGGGUAAAUAUGUUACUAUCUCCAAAUUGCCUAAAAUCUGCUAUGAUUCCACAGUAAAUAGCUCAGGGGAUUUCUAUUUAUCACUACUAAAAGGGCACCAUAGUAUGUUUUGGUACUUUAGGCAGUAAACAGCUGCUUGGUUUAUUAUUUUAUUAUUAAAUUAGGACAAGAACAUCAAAUGGAUUUGCUGCACUAGUAAUUCUUCGUACUGUUGAGCAACUAGGUUUGCUUAUCUGUUGUGUUGGUUGAAGAACUCAUCCCUUUUUUUGUCUUGUAAUAUGAAGUUAGAGUGCCUUUUUAUAUUUGUAUAUUCUGAAAAUGUUCUGUGAAAUGUUUGGUAUUUUUUUCAUUUGAGUGUUAUCAGAGCAAUAUAAUACCAGUGAGUUUUCAUUUCCGCCUUUCUUUGAAUGUAUAAAGUGUCUUUUUCCUCCUUCCCCUUUUACCUGCUUUGAAAUGAAAAUGAAGAUGCAAAGUUUUCUAUAGGAAUUGUUUGAUAUUGCAGUGCUAAACUGCUUUCUUUUUACAGAACUGUAAACCAUAGGUCAGUGUUAUAGGGCAAGAGCAUUUUAAGAUAGUGACAAUCUGAGUGUGUGUAUAAAAUGUAAUUCUCAGCGUUUCUUAUGCAGUGAUCUAAAAAUUCAAUGCAAAUAUCUUUUGUUUGGUAGUUUUGUCUAUAUAUUUUAUGCUUUAGCAUGUGCAAUAUAUCUUUGUAAAGCACGAUGAUACAAAUCUGGUGCCAGUGUUAUAUUUUGCAUAACAUAUUUGUAACAGCAUAAAAUAUUGUUUGAUGAUUUCAGUGGGAUUUUUGUCUGUAAUGUUUUCUUACGUAAGUUGGAGUUGAAUGACUCUGGUAAAUGCCAUGACUGUAAAAAUGAGGAAAUGACUUUGAACCAAUCUGAAUCUUCUCAAGCACAGUUUAAUACUUUUUCAACUACUGAAUGCUAAUAAUGUAAUGAAGUACUUAACUGUAAUAUACUAUGGAAAUGCAUUCAGAUGGUUAUUUUUACAAAUAAAAGCGGUACAAAUAUU
Orcinus orca (killer whale) is the source of this 7713-nucleotide messenger RNA. RefSeq names its product ankyrin repeat domain 44 (gene ANKRD44). The coding region runs from base 566 to 3715 and encodes 1049 amino acids. Gene Ontology annotation, cellular component: cytoplasm. The transcript has 28 exons. Gene Ontology annotation, molecular function: protein binding. Lineage: Eukaryota; Metazoa; Chordata; Mammalia; Artiodactyla; Delphinidae. The record is from RefSeq and is a predicted model, not a curated record.